Messenger RNA from Vitis riparia (riverbank grape), 1131 nucleotides. RefSeq names its product acylphosphatase. Gene Ontology annotation, molecular function: acylphosphatase activity. The coding region runs from base 19 to 492 and encodes 157 amino acids. The record is from RefSeq and is a predicted model, not a curated record. Lineage: Eukaryota; Viridiplantae; Streptophyta; Magnoliopsida; Vitales; Vitaceae. The transcript has 3 exons.
GAUGGUGGGAGUGAGCAAAUGGCGCCAACCCUGUCAACGCCAUUUAGGCCUCUUGUAAUCCGCAGACUGGGACACUCAUCAUUCCAGAACCAUCCACAAAAAUGGAGUGUUGUUACUUCAUCAACUCCUAGAUUCUCUCACCGUCUUCAUCCUCUUUCAUCAUUUACAUCAUCCAUGACUACUCGAGCUUCUUCAAACCCUCCUCCCUCCAACCCCACCAAAACUGUUAGGGUGGUGGUGAAGGGACGGGUUCAGGGGGUUUUCUACAGGAACUGGACGAUUGAGAACGCCACCCAGUUGGGGCUGAAGGGUUGGGUUCGAAAUCGGAGGGAUGGCUCCGUUGAGGCUCUCUUUUCUGGGACUCCAGAUUCGGUUCAAGAGAUGGAGCAGCGCUGCCGCCGUGGUCCACCCGACGCCAUGGUUACUGGGUUCGAGGUUGUCCCUUGCAGCGAUGAUCCGGGGACUGGUUUUCAGCGCAAACCCACCGUUUGAUUCAUCUGUUUGUACCAUUUGUCUGUUUGGUGAAGAUGAGGAGGAGAGGAGGUGCAUUGGUGCUAAGGCUUGUCAGGAAGAUGCUAACAAGAGUCUUUACGUUUUCAAGAAGAUCAAAUUUCACUGUCAGAGCUGCUGCUGCUGCUGCUGUUGAUGAUGAUUGUGAUGACGAUAUGGGUCCAUUGCCAGAGGAUGUGAAGGAGGGACACUUUGUGGUUCAGACCAUCUAUGAUGGUGAACUAAAGAGAUUUGUCAUUGAAUUGGGAUAUUUAGCUCAUCCAGGUUUCUUGAAGUUGUUAGAGCUGGCCGAGGAGGAAUUUGGGUUUGAACAAGAGGGAGUUCUUGCUGUUCCCUGUGGUCCAAGUGAGCUCUUGAGGAUUCUUGAAACCCGAAAAGAGGGAAGUAGUGAUAAUAGAUGAACUUGUAAACCCAAACCACAAGAUUGGCAGUUGCUGGAGGGAAGAUAUGUGGAUUACUGAAUGUUCCUUUUGGUUUCUCCACUUCUAAUGCUAGUUCUUUGUUAUUCAGGUGUAAUAUGUUCUACAACAAAGGGUGUAUGUAAAUUUUGUUGAUCGAACAAAUGAAAUAAUGUAAAAUGGUCUUGAGGUGUGAUGCCCUUAGGAUUCAUAUUAGCUAUAA